AGCAAUAGUCCAGACGAAAUGUACAACAAUCAAAGAAUUAUUCAACUGGACACAGCCCAGUGGAACAGUUCAGGUCAACCGCGACUAUGAAGUCGUUCAUCCAAUCAUGAAGUUGAUAUUUACAUUUCCGGAAGGCAUCCAAACGAGUCACCAUCCGUCCCCGGGAAAAUCGUAUAAAGGCGGCACGUUCAACGGAUAUUUGGCCAACAACAGUGAGGGCUUGGCAGUAUGCAUGGCGUUGAAGGCGGAGUUCAGUACAGGACGGAUGUUCACUGUUGGGAAGAAUGGGAAAAUUGUCCCAAAUGGGGUCUCAUUGUACGAUCAUGCAGUGUAUGAAUACAGUGAACUAGUUGGAUUAACUGGAAGUAAACGUGCCUCCUACGUUGCAUACAUUCAGAAGGUGAAAGCGGAGCUUGCAGACAAGGGCAUAACAGAGGCCGGCACAGAUCAGAUGAAACAUCUUGAAGAAACAGUAACUGUCGAUGGACUAGCUUUGCUCCAAGCUGCACUAAGUUCUUAAAGGAGCUGAUGGUGGGGUUGGCGGACUAGGUCAUCACAGAGGCGAAUGUAGAUCCUAAAGGACUUUUCAAAAGAGACAUUUUCGGUCGAUUGUCCGAAUCUUUCCUAACAUUACUGUUGUGGAAUUUCUCUCUCCCCAUGAUAUGUUGUUGGAACACAUUACGUGCAUUGUCAACUGUGUUGUACAGAGUUGUUCCUUAUAUUAUAAACAGGGUGUGAUAACUUUUUUUUAUAUCUGUGACAAAGUUCUGCAUUUUUAGAUUAUUUUACUUGUCGGGUGAUAAACGUUCAAAUGAGUAACAUUCAGAAAGCAGUUUAAAAAAUAAUUUCGAAUUUGUUUGGUAAAGAUAGCAAAACAAACAUCAGAAAACAUAAGCUAAUCAUGAAGAUAUUCCUCGUGUCCAUUCAAACGAUUUGCAUCGUAAUAUUUGUUUUGAUUAAAAAUAAAAGGUGCAUUCAUAUUAGCAUUUUCAAAACAUCUA
This is a messenger RNA of Mya arenaria, 1001 nucleotides long. RefSeq names its product probable E3 ubiquitin-protein ligase DTX3. Lineage: Eukaryota; Metazoa; Mollusca; Bivalvia; Myida; Myidae. The transcript is spliced from 5 exons. Bases 107 to 520 code for a protein of 137 amino acids. Gene Ontology annotation, biological process: Notch signaling pathway; protein ubiquitination. The record is from RefSeq and is a predicted model, not a curated record.